Monodelphis domestica (gray short-tailed opossum) is the source of this 7178-nucleotide messenger RNA. It is a transcript of the gene CIMIP4, whose product is annotated as ciliary microtubule inner protein 4. The record is from RefSeq and is a predicted model, not a curated record. Lineage: Eukaryota; Metazoa; Chordata; Mammalia; Didelphimorphia; Didelphidae.
AAGGAAGGAAGGAAGGAAGGAAGGAAGGAAGGAAGGAAGGAAGGAGAGAGGGAGAGAGAGAGAAAUCCUGGUUUAGAGAGUUACCCAGAACACUAAGAGUUAAAUGACUUGUCCAAGGUCAUAUAGUCAGUCUGUGUUUCAGGCAGAAUUAAACUUGAGUCCCAAGGAUGCUCCAGGCAUCUCUUAAUUUCCUUCAAGAAUGCUAUUUGAGAACCAAUAGGGAGGUGGGUAUGGAAUAUGUGGUAUAGGUGGCCUCACUCAGGUCACAGGGGAACCCCUCAUCCCAGUGGUAUUCUACUUUCACCAUUAUGAGUAUUGGUGGGGAGUCAGAGGGGAGCUUAGAGGUUAUCCAGUUGAAUCUAAGUUUUUCAGAGGAGGAUGCUAAAACUUAGAGAUGGGAAGGACCACAGGCUACUUAUAUGACUCUAGACAAGUCAGCCCUGUUAAGGCUGAACUUUCCUCAUCUGUUAAAUAAAGGGAUUAGACUUCUGAAUUCCCACUUUACAUGGCAUACCUGUAUGAACUCUCUCAUAAGCCAUUGAUGUUGCUAAAGAGCUUAAAACAACAACAACCUAACAACAUUUGACUUAUCAUGCUUAAAAACCUGGGAUUUGGAAUCCAAGGACCUAAAUUAAGAUGCUGUCUUUGAUACUUACUAUUGUGUGACCUCAGAUCACCUCUCCCUGGGCUCAGUUUCCUCAGCAGUAAAAAAAAAAAAUAUAGAGUAGGACUAGAUGGCUUCUGAGGUCUCUUCCAAUUCUGCUAUCUAUGGAAGAUCACUGGAUUUGGAUUCAGAAGACCUGAGAUUUGAAUUCCAGCUCUAUGAUAUAAUGUCAUAUGUUAUGAAUAACACAUGUGUAUAUGCCAUAAAAUGGGGUGUUGGACUAAAUGAUCUAGCUCGUCUAUUCACAUCUUAAAUCCUGGAUCCAACUGCUAGUCCCAAAUUGUUGUCCCAUAACUGAUUCUAGCUCAUUACUGCCUCAGUGAUAUAUACUCAGACUCUUGACUAAUCACAAGCACCAACCACUGUACCAUCCUCCUACCACAGCUCCUUAUUGAGAAGCACAUGGCCUCCCUUCAUGGAACUUCCCUAUAUCCAUUUCUUCUCCAUUCCUCAGGGUUGGGGAAGAGAACAUGGUCAGACAUUCAAUGAAGGUAACAGCCGUGGACAUUGUGGUCUCCAUGGCAACCAUUGAACACAACUCAGGAGUGCUGCUGCCUAGUAACCAGCGGGGCCUCUUGCCAUUAGCCCUGUGUGUUCAUCAGAGCCAGAGCAGAGACCCCAAGGAUUUCGAAGACUUUGUAGGUGUGAAGUUAUCAGAGAACUGAUUACACAGAGACUCGUGUGCAGAUGGGAGCCCUAAGCCUCAGGGAGACCAGAAAACGAGAGAGACAAGGAAAAAACUGAGUUGGAGGCAUCUGCCUUUUCUGCAUGAGACUGUCCUCAGAUUAACUUUCAAUAAUGGGGGAGAAGGUUCAUGAACCAAUGAAGGAUUUGGAACUGGAUCUACAUGAUGAAGAGAAAGGAGAGACAGGCCAUUUUCCAGGUAUGGCUCGUGGGUCCAGGCCUCCAUCAAACAAUCAAAGAUUGUCCCAGAAAGACAAUGGCCGUCAGUGCUGGAGAGGAUCCAAGACUGCUUUGGACCAAUCCCAACCCAAGAGCCACUCACCACUUCCCAUAGGACCUCUCCCAACAAGAGAUUUCAGCCUGAAAAGUACUAGCCGAAUGGGGACGACCCAAUCUGGGGAGCCAAGGUUGAGCUCAGGGUCAUCUGAAGGGAGGGAUAACUGCAGCCGAGGGGUAGUCACCCCCAGGAAAUGCGGGUCAAGAAGUUCCUCUCAGUCAAGUAGGAACUCUAGAGAGGAGCUGCAUUCUUCCAAGGGAGCAGAGGAUAUCAGGGUCGACAAAGCUGAAGGGGAUGACUGUGCUAGCACUGAUAACCAGAAUAUUUCUGACAAAAGUCUCAGCUGCAUCCCCAACAAUAUUCGGCACAAGUUUGGGAGCAGCACAGUGGAUCAGCUGGUGUCUGAGGAGCAGGCUCGAAGGGCUAUAUAUGAAGUGAUUGAGGGACAGAAGAGGGUGAGCAGUCGUGUAAGCAAGACUCGGAAUCCGAUGGAAUCCUCAGCGUUUGCAGAUUAUUAUGAACUGGGCUACAAUAUGAGAUCCAACAUAUUCCAAGCUUCCAGGGCCCGUGUGCCUGAGCUACCACUUCUCCAGCAGCGCCACACUGAAAAUCUUACUUUGGGGAAAAAACUGGGCUUUUGGUUACCGGGCCCCAACUACUUACCUGAAAUUCCUCUAAAUUAUGUAAGCCCCACAGAAUUUGGCAGGCAUCGAUGGCCUCUCUUGCCAUUCUAACUCUUGAAUUUCAUCUUUCUUCCUUGUCCUAAACUAUAAUAGAAUAUAAUAGAAUAUAAGGGCUUAUAAAUCACUGUGUCUGCUGUUUCUAAAUGUUCUAUCUUCCCCACUGUCAGCCACCCCGGGGUAUAGCUACUAAUGGAGCCUAUGUCUAGUGUCCCCAGAAUUUGAUAUUCCUAUUUUUCUCUUCACCCUCUAUUCUCCCUCUAGCCAACCACCCCUCACAAACACCUACCAAACUCCUUGAAGGCAGAGAUUGUUUAGUUGGGGUUUUUUUUUUGUUUGGGGUAUUUUCAGUAGCCAGAGCAGUAAGGUCUCCCUUGCCUAUAAUAGGUGCUUAAUCAAUUGAGUUGAAUGACCAUGGGCUGGGAGAACAGAUAACCAACCUUGUGUAGUAGUGUGUGUAAAAUUGGAGUAAGCAGGUUCAGGGGCCAGAAGGGUUUGAAAUAGUCUCUUAGAAAAGCUUAUGAGCUAAAAGGGAGAAGAAGAGUUAGACAGAGUUAGGAUGGGACUAGGACUAGGAUGGGUUAGAAAUAAGAAAUUAGGCUGAAGAGUAUGGUAAGACCUAGAAUUAGGGCUAACACUUGGGAUAGCUAAUCUCUACUUGGGUAUUCUUUUUGGGGAGAAGGGGAAUUUAGUACCUAUUUCAAAGGGUUGUAAGGAUCAAAUGAAUGCUAGUUAUUAUUAUUAUCAUUAUCACUGGUCCCUGUUAAUUGCUAAUUUCACCUUUGCUAUGAGGGUACCACUUUCACCUUCCACAAUCUCUAGUUAAAUGUUUGUUGCUACUACCCAAGAACAGGAAAGUUGCUCUAUCAAAAACUCAUGAGCCUGGUUGCCAACCUUGACCCCACUGCCUUUCCUGACCUCCCUCUUCCCUGGUUAGAUUGUAAGCUUCUUGAGGGCAGGAGUUGUUUUGUUUUUGACUUUGUAGCCCCAGAACCUAGCACACAGUAGGCACUUAAUAAAUACAUAUUGACCCGGUUGCUUGAUCUUGUGUCCUUAGUUCUAGCGCCAAUGGCUUGUACAAGAGUACAGUCAAAUGUACAGUAACUUGUACAUCUCUCACAGCCGGUUUCAUGUUCACAGUUCUUUUGUUUAUAGCAUCAAAUGGGCUCCUCAUCAUAGGGGCUUCCCUUGAAGGUUCUGAUCUGAGGGUUCUUCCUAACCUCCCCCUCAUUUCCCCCUCCCAUAGUCCCUACUUCUCAUGGAAAAUCACAAAAUCUCAGAGUUUGAAGGCAUAGCAGUGGGGCCAACAAGUCACCUGAAUAAGCUUCUCCUCUGGGACAUCUUAACAAAGGAUCACCCAACCUCUGCUAGAAGACCUCCAAGGAAGGGAAGCCCACCAUGCCCUAGGGCAGCCUGCUGUAAUUUGGGACACCACCAUUAUUUAAGAUUUCUUCCUAACAUGAAGCUGAAAUCUCUGUAUCCCUCCCCCUGUUGCUCUUGAUUCUUAUUUCUGGGGCCAAGCAGAAGAAAUCUCAUCAGUCUUUCACAUGAUAGCCAUUCAGAUGUUUGGAGACAAUUAUCCCUCUCUGCACCCCCCCCCCCCUUACAGUCUUUUUAUCUUCAGGUCAAACAUACCCAGUUUCUUUAAGAUUUGUAUCUCUAUAACACAGAUAUACUAGUCCCCUGUCUGUCCUGAGUUCUUUCUCCUGGCUAGACCCAGUGUCCUUCCUAAAAUAUGUCACAUAGACCUGAAUUUCACUACUCCAACCAUGGUUUUGAAUACAUUCCUCUUUUAAUUAACAAUAAUCAUACCUUGGAUAAACCUCAUUGGCUAUGCUACUGCCACUGCGCAAAACUACAUUCUUCUUUUAAAUAUAGUCAAAAAUCAUGAGAAGCUUUAGAUAAGCUUCCGAGUAACUCAGCUCAUCUUCCCCAAGAAUGAAGUUUGGAGACUCCAAUUACUCAGCAAAGAUUAUCCAUUUAAACCACUUUCAGAGCAGAACAGGGUUGAGAUGUUCAACGAUGGAUGGACCCAGUGCUCAGAUACAUCCUUGAAACUGUAGACCUUUAAAAUUCAAUUCACUUUCAGCAAGCAACCAAAGGACUGAGCCCAUCUGGCAUUCCAGGAUGCAACUUGGUUUUCUUGACAUCAAUGGGACUGAGCAGUAGAGCCUGUUUGCAAACCAAAUGGAGUCCCAAGGACAGAAGUCUGGCUGGGCAAUCAGAGGAUCUGCAUUCUUGGCCUGGUUUCCCUUAACACUUGCAUAUUGACCCAGACAAGUCACUUCUCUCUGACCCAUCUGUAUUGUGAACAAGCUACAAGGAUACCAUUUCUCAGGGCCUUUCAAAGUAACAUUCUAUGUGCUAAUAUUCUGUGUUCUAAAGCCCUUCCAGCCCUGGCAUUCCCUAUCCUAAGGCCCUUCACAGUUCUAACAGUCUCUAUUCUAGGGUCCCUCCCAAUUCUAACGUUCCAUAUUCUAAGCUCCCUUCAGAUUGGCAAUAAAAUACAUUUGUUAUGUAUUUAGAUGUGGCAUAUAAAUAUAUAACAUAUAACAUGAUAAUACAUAAAUGUGCAAUCCAUACAAAUAUAUAAUAUACAACAUAUGAAUGUGUAAUGAUCAAAAUAUAGUCCAUAUACAACUAUGUAACACAAUAUAUAAAGAUAUAGAAAAUAUAAUAGAACAUAUAAAUAAUAUAUAAAUCCACAUGUAAAUAUAUAAUGUGUAUAAUAUAUUAAAAUAUAAUGUGUACACUAUAUAAGUAUAUUUAAUAUAACAUAUUUGCAUAAUCAAAAGACAAGAAAGAGACAUGAAAGAUCUAGAUUCAAAUCGUACCCAUGAUGCCUGAUUGUGACCUUGAGAAAACAAUGGGUCCUCUCCCUUUGGUCUCAGUUUCCUCAUCUGUAAAAUAAAGAUGUUAGACCACAUGGUUUCUAAGGUCCAAUCCAGCCCUAAAUUUAUCCAGGGUCCAGAUAAUUCAAACUAUUUGCAACAAGGUCCUGGGCUGCUUGGACAUUCUAAAUUCCAAGAUCCUCUCCAGGUUGUAAAGUGGGAAGACAUGAUGAAGCCUAGAGAAGAUACAGUCUACUCUCUAUUCACUGUGCUUACUCACUGAUUCUAUUCAGAAGAGGUCAUGUCAAAGGGAAAAAUCCUGCACUGGCUUAGACCUGGAUUAUUCAAGUCCUGGCUGGGACUCAUAAGCUUUAUGAGAGUGAAUGUGUAUAAGGUAAGAAUAAUGUGAUAGGAGGAAGAAAGAGGACAGACUUCACCUCUGCUGCUUCCUAUGUGGCCGUAGACAAUUGCUUAAAAUUGCUUAAAUCCUUUCUUCAAUUUCCUCAUCUGUCUAAUGGGAGGAGGGGAGAGAUUGGACUACAUCUCUUCUGGCUCAAAAUAUCUACAAUUAAGACUCACCAGGACCCCUCCUCUCCCCUCCCUUCAAGCUCUGCUUCUUGUGAUCCAUCCUAUAACCUGGGUUCAAAUCUUACUAUCAAUACUUGGUAGGCUUGCCUUUGUUAAGUCUUAGUUUUCUCAUUUGUAAAAUGUUAGUCAUAAUCUCUGAUUUACCUAUCUAUCUCACAGGGUUAUUACCCAAAGAGGAGAAGCAUUUAAGUAAAUCGACAGGACCCUGUUGUGCCUUUUUUAGAUCCUGGAUCCCUUGGGCAGUCCAUCUGAUGAAGUCUGUGAACCUCUUCUCAGAAUCAUUUUUAAAUACACAAUAUAGGAGGAUUCAAAGGAAAGCAAUCAUAUUGAAACAUGGGUAUCAAAAAUAUGUUUAAAAAACAAGAUCUCAGACCUAGGAUGACAUCUCUUCCUGAAAGUUUUUGUAAGCUUUAGUGAUCCAUGUAAAUAUUUGCUAUUUUAUAUUUAAAUCUAUUAUAUGUAAUAGAUUUAAAUAUAAUAUAUUCUAUUUAAAAUAUAUUCUCUCAAAGUCAACAAAUGUUUGCUAAGACUCUCCUACCCAAAGGGCUCUUUAGUAGAGCCUGAGGAUACAAGAAUGAAAGACAUCACAAUCUUUGUCCUUGGAGAUGAAAAGGCAGAGGGAAGAAGGGGCUAUGUAUGGGUUUCUCAUCCCUACCUGAGCAGUGUACUCCCUUGCCAGGCCCAUGGACCACCACCUACCAGUGUCUCUUGGACAUCAUGCCUUUCUCCUAGAGUCAUCUUCUUUCUCAUGCAUACUUUUUCCUCUCACUUGCUACUGAUUGUGAACAAGUCCUUGCCUCUCUCUCCCAGCUUCAAUUUCCUCCUACAGAAAAUGGACAGAUUGGGCUUGACUGAUAUCCCAAAGGUUCUUUGCAGCCCUAAUAUUUCAACUUAAGUCAAAUCAAGAAGCAUUUAUUAAACAUUAUGUUAAGUGCUGAGGAUAUAAAGGAAAGACAGAAGAAACAAAAUAGAUUAGCUGACUACAUGUGGGGAUCGUCCUCAAGUGGGAUGCCCAGGAUUGACUUUGGAGCAGCCAUCAGACCUUCUCUCAUGGUAGACUUGGCCAUAGUUCCCACCCCUCUCCUCUUUUGCCCUCCUUUUCCACUGUGCCCAUGGGAACCCUCAAAUAAUAAUUUGAGGGUUAAUUGUUAAUAAACUGUUAAUAAACUCCAUUCCUUUUCCCCAUCUUAGACCUAUUCCUCUUGUUUCUUCCAUCUUCUGGAACAUGCCCACUGAGGUCUGGUUUGGCUCUGAAAACUUUAUAUCUCUUGGCACCCUCUCAAGGGGCUGUCUGUCCCUUCUCUCAAACCCUCUGGCAUCCAGUAAGAAGUGGAAGAGGAGGGGUGUUCCUCACUCCUCACUGUCACCCAUUGAUGAUACUGGCCUACUUGCUAUUCCUCAAAUGGCUGUUCCCAAUGCCUGGAAUGGUCACUCUUACCGGCCACCUUCUUUAA